Molecule: messenger RNA, 1809 nt
Organism: Ruditapes philippinarum (Manila clam)
Lineage: Eukaryota; Metazoa; Mollusca; Bivalvia; Venerida; Veneridae
Product: putative UDP-sugar transporter DDB_G0278631
Exons: 3
Coding region: 187-1299 (370 amino acids)
Cellular component (GO): Golgi apparatus
Molecular function (GO): antiporter activity
Source: RefSeq, a predicted model, not a curated record
UUCUUAUUUAGAAUGGAUGCUAGUUAUACGUUCUCUCCGGAAUGUUCCUGAUUAAAAAUCAAGUUCUAUCUGCUGGUUACCGGCUUUUAACAUGCAACGUAAACACUAGUAAUUAUCGGAACAGAUCCAUUGGUUGCAUUUUUAAGAAAGGUUGACAGAGCUAGAGAUCAAACUAGGAUUCAGAACAUGGAUAUGCAGGGAACCAGCCAUCAUCGCUUAUCAGACUUUACUCAUAAUAUACCAUCUGUGUUUGCAGCUGUACUGUAUGGAACAUGUUCUGUUUUAAUUGCAUUUAUCAACAAACUCCUCAUGACCACAUACCAGUUUGACUUCCCUGUGUUCAUAAUGAUGUCUCAGAUGCUGUUUACAAUCAUUGUCUUAGAGAUAUUAAGUCUUCCCUGUAUAGCAAUUUUAAAUAUGCCUAAAUAUACACUAGAACGUGGGAAGAUGUUUGCUUUACCAGCAUUGUUUUAUGGAAUAAAUUCAGUGUUAGCUCUAAAUGCAUUAAGCCAUAUGAAUAUUGCUCUGUAUGGAGUGUUGAAACGCUGUGUUCCUCUUGUAACAAUGGUACUGUCUGUUGUUAUCUUGAAAAAGGGAUGGCCAUCAAAGCUCACCAUAGGUUCUGUAGCAUUUCUCACCCUUGGAUGCAUAGUUGCAGGUUAUGGGGAUCUAACUUUUAACUUAUUAGGAUACAGUUGUGGCAUCCUGAGCAACAUUGCACAGUCUGUGUACCUGCUACUAGUCCAGCAGGUCACAAAUGGUAAACUAUCAACUGUAGAAUCUCUUCAACUCAACAGCAUCAACACGCUGCCAUUGCUUGCCAUCUUUUGUGUUCUGAAUCAAGAAAUCUAUCAUAUAUUAGAUUUUCCAUAUUAUUACCAUUGGUCUUUCAUUGUUGUAUUUUUCCUGGCUAUAAGUUUAGGAUGUUUGUUGAAUUAUUCAUUGUUUUUAUGUACAAGUUUGACAUCUGCCCUUACUACAAGUGUUGUUGGGGGUCUUAAAGCUUUGGCACAGACAUUACUGGGGAUCUUUACGUUUGGUGGAGUGAGUAACAAUAUCUCGACAAUGCUCGGUAUUUCUAUGAGUGUUACAGGAGGACUGACAUAUAUUUUUGCCAAGUACAGAGAAAACAGGAAGAAGCAUUCUGUAGAUAUGAGAAAAAUUAUGAGUUUUUCAACAGCAGAAGAUCUGAAGACACUUCAAGAGAAUGGUAAAAUAAAGAACAGUAUAUCGUCAUCAUCUGUACGAAGUGUUAAACUAGAUAUACCUACUCAUAACCAUUCUCAUAACCAGUCGUAACAGAAAGUUUUAGCUUUGCUUAUAUAUACACAUGUACAUGUAUAUUUAUAUAUAUGUGGGCACUUUUGAUGUGAUAUAAGUAUAAUGAUGUUAUAUAAUGAUUCUCUUUCACAAUCAUGGUCAUUCUUUGCCUUGUACUGAUAUUUACUAUAGUAGCUCACAAGGUAAGCUUCUGCAAUCACCUGAUAUCUGUACUGCCUCAAUUACAUUUUGUUUAACCAAUAAGAAAAGACUGAGACACAGGUGUGUUCUAUGACUACAUGUUUAAUGCUUGAGAUAAACUUUUUACAGGAUUUAUUUGCAAAUGGCCAGUCAUUUUGCACAUGGCAUGCUUCUAUGCCAUAUUUGGAUCUGUCACUCUUCAAUAAGUAGUAUAUAGUCUCAUUAUAUAAACCUUACACUGUUGCUUAAUUUAUGUGUUUGACAGUUUAAAAGGCUUUUUUCAUGUUAUGCUUCUGUGUUUAAUUCAACAUAUUUUUUCAAUAAAGUAAGAGGAGGCGUUGUGUCUCA